AUGUCCGACCAGUCAAUUCUUAUUCCUUUGGCACCAAAUGUACAUUCUAAACCAAAAACCAAGGUUUCUGUCGUUGGUGUCGGGUCUGUUGGCAUGGCCAUUGCCUUCUCAGUUAUGACAAAAGGUCUUGCGAACACCUUAGCUCUCGUUGAUUUUGACGAAAAUAAAUGUCUGGGCGAAGUUUUGGACAUGCAACAUGGGUCACAAUUCUUGCACGGAUGUAACGUAAUCGGUGGUAAAGAUUACAGCUAUACCAGCCAUUCCGAUGUCGUUUUUAUCGCUGCUGGCGUUCGUCAGGCUGUUGGAGAAUCGCGUCUGAAUCUUAUCCAAAGAAACGUAGAUAUCUAUAAGACAAUAGUUGCUGAAGUUGUUAAGUACAGUCCGGACUGCAUUAUUGUCGUUGUUUCGAAUCCAGUCGAUGUUCUCACCUACGUUACCUGGAAAUUGAGUGGUCUGCCAAGAAACAGAGUUAUUGGUUCCGGAACCAUCUUAGAUUCUGCUCGUUUCAGACAUAUUUUGGGUCAGAAGUUAGAUAUUGCUGCUAGUUCCAUUCAUGGUUAUAUUAUUGGUGAACACGGCGACUCAAGUGUUGCCGUUUGGAGUCGUGUUUCUGUUGGAGGUGUCAAUCUGAGCAGUGUCUACCCUAAAUUUGGUGAAGAGGGUGAUCCCAACAACUUUGUUGCUGUGCAUAAGGAUGUCGUUGACAGCGCUUAUGAAAUCAUUCGUUUGAAGGGCUACACCUCAUGGGCUAUUGGCCUUUGUUGUGCAAAUCUUUGUGGUGCUCUUCUCAAUGAUCGCAACGUUGUUAUUCCCCUGACAACCAACGUCAAAGGACUAUAUGGCAUCAAUGACGACGUCUUCUUGAGUGUGCCAUGUGUUGUGAGCUCAAACGGUGUCACUUCCGUUGUCAACUUGAGUCUCACCGAUGUUGAGAAGGAAAAACUUCUACAUAGCGCCAAAACUUUGGCUGAGACUGCUGCUGGAAUUAAGUGGUAA
Molecule: messenger RNA, 996 nt
Organism: Rodentolepis nana
Lineage: Eukaryota; Metazoa; Platyhelminthes; Cestoda; Cyclophyllidea; Hymenolepididae
Source: the annotation of a GenBank genome assembly